AUGGUCAAAGAGUACUCCUUGAGACAACUCACGAAGGCCGAGGACAAGCUCGCGGCCAUAUCCGGCCUCGCCACCCUGACGCGUGACGCCACCAACGCUGUCACGGACGGAGAAGGGGACAGAUAUCACGCAGGAUUGUGGGAGAGCCGUCUAGUCCUCGAUCUUACGUGGCGGAUGCCGCAUGGCGGCACCAGACCGGCCAAGUACAGAGCGCCAACGUGGUCGUGGGCAUCAAUUGAUGGCCAGAUAGCCGGCCCCUUGAACGGUGCGCCAAGCAACGAUAGCUGCAUGAUGCACAUUGUCAGUAAUGCCGAAGUCUGCGAGAUCUGGUGCCAGCCGGAGGGUGAGAUGAACCACACUGGACGGCUCGCGAAUGGGUUCACGGUCAGUCAUGAUCUUGAGAUCAUGUACAGGUAA
Parathielavia appendiculata is the source of this 417-nucleotide messenger RNA. RefSeq lists its product as uncharacterized. Lineage: Eukaryota; Fungi; Ascomycota; Sordariomycetes; Sordariales; Chaetomiaceae. Bases 1 to 417 code for a protein of 138 amino acids. The record is from RefSeq and is a predicted model, not a curated record. The transcript has a single exon.